Motacilla alba alba is the source of this 7555-nucleotide messenger RNA. It is a transcript of the gene SLITRK3, whose product is annotated as SLIT and NTRK like family member 3. The coding region runs from base 1590 to 4430 and encodes 946 amino acids. The record is from RefSeq and is a predicted model, not a curated record. Lineage: Eukaryota; Metazoa; Chordata; Aves; Passeriformes; Motacillidae. Gene Ontology annotation, cellular component: postsynaptic density membrane; GABA-ergic synapse. Gene Ontology annotation, biological process: axonogenesis; positive regulation of synapse assembly; regulation of presynapse assembly. Gene Ontology annotation, molecular function: protein binding. The transcript is spliced from 2 exons.
UUUUUUUUUUUUUUUUUGGUAACGAUGUGCUAAAAUCUCUCCUGCAAACCGCCCUUGCAGAAGAGAAAGAACUUAAGUGGCUAAUAUUUUGCAAAGGAGACUGAGAGAUUGAUACUGCAAUAUAGCUCUCGUCUCUCUCCCUUCUCCCCAAUUAGAUGCUGGUUUUAAUUGCAGAGGGUAUUUCUCUUUUCGUGCUUUCAACCAUCUCCUCUUUCCCACAGGGGAGGGUUUCAUUUGCAAGUUGAUCCCAAGGAUUUCUGUUCCUCUGGCAUUUCUCUCCCCUAAAUGCAUCUUUCUGCGCUUAAGUUUGCGGAUGGGGGGCAUUUUUUUCUAGUUCUUACACGAGGAAGGCAAAAAGGACCUUUUUAUUGGGAGAUUGAGACUAAAAGCAAUGAUCGCUCCGAAUCAUUCUAAUGGGCAUUUCAGGGAUUCAAGGAAGGCUGCAUCACCACUGGUAUUAUUCCCAUCCUUAGCGUUUCCCUGUGCCCAUACAUUUAAAAGAUCUGGUGAAAGGAAGGGUGAAACCAUAUGUUGAAGGAGCUGCAUCUCAUUAGGGCACUAUUAUUUUCAUCUGAUUGGAGAAGAAUGGUGUCUUCAUUCGGAAUCGUGUAUAGUAGGAUAGAGAAUUUAUCGGCUGGUAAGUGUCAAGGUAUUUUUUUUUUCUUCCACUUUCAGCUUUUUAACCGGGUCUCCUGCUUGGUCCUGGGGGCACAAAAUGCCCUAAUCCAAGGCAGGCUGAGCGUUUCAAUCCUAGGUGCCUCUUCAGCUGUCACUUCCCUUUAGAUCUGCUGAUCGCAUGGGCAUGUGCUUUAGAAAGAUUAAUCAUCUCUAAAUGCUUUAAUCAGCUAAAAUGACUAAUAUGUGGCGUGUAUUUAUCUGAUAAUAUACCAGUUGCAUUAAUUCACCGGCGCAUUUGCCAGGGGAAGAUUUCCUUCCCAAUCAGGGUCGUUAACCGUUUACUCCGGUGUGGGGAUUUCUGAGGGGAACCGUUCUGCCAGGGACAUCAGCACAGCUCGCACAUUCCGUGGAACUCGCGCGUGGAAUACAUCGAGCCGGGAGGGAGGGAGGGAGAUCUGAGGGUGUGGAGGUCCAAUAACUUUGGGAGUUUGCAUGGAUGAAGGAUGUGGUGCGACACUGGAGAAAUGUGCCCACCCUUGGUGUGUUUCCCCCCUCGGAAUCGAGGCGGGCUGUGAUGGCUCCCGGGCUAAAAUUGCACCCGGGGAUGAGAUCCGGGCAGUUCCGAAGCCUGGGAAAACGUGGAGAGACGCAACACGUUCGGUGUGCUCGCGGUGCCGUGUGGGGCUGCAUGUGCCGUCCUCUUUAUAGGUGGCAUUUACCACGGGGAGGGGAGCGAGGCAGGCUGCUAUCGCGUGAUGGAGCCCUCUAACAUCUCUCAAGUAUAAAUCAGGGCAAGGCUCGCCCAGCCGACACCCCCGGAGUUGGUUGGGCACGUCUGCCCAACAAUUGCUGAACUUUCCAGGAGCCCGACAUGAGUCCAGCAGGUAGGGGCUUAGGAAAAGGAGAGGGGCAGGGCAGAAGUACUGAAAUCUGUGUUUCUCUUCCCGUUGCAGUUUUGUAAACAUCAACAGAUGAUGAAACCUUCCACGGCAGAGACGCUUCAUAAAGGAAGGAUGUUGUGGAUAAUUCUUCUAAGCACAAUUGCUCUAGCAUGGACUACACCUAUUCCCUUGAUAGAGGACUCGGAGGAACUGGAUGAGCCCUGCUUUGAUCCAUGUUACUGUGAAGUGAAGGAGAGCCUUUUCCAUAUACAUUGUGACAACAAGGGAUUUAUAAAUAUUAGUCAGAUAACAGAGUCGUGGUCGAGACCUUUUAAACUUUAUCUGCAGAGGAAUUCCAUGAGGAAAUUGUACACCAACAGUUUUCUUCAUUUGAACAAUGCUGUAUCUAUUAACCUUGGGAACAAUGCACUGCAGGACAUUCAGACGGGGGCUUUUAACGGGCUCCGAGUUCUGAAGAGGUUGUACUUGCACGAAAACAAAUUGGACAUUUUCAGGAACGACACUUUCCUGGGUUUGGAAAGUCUGGAAUAUCUGCAGGCAGAUUACAAUGUCAUUAAACGGAUUGAAAGCGGGGCAUUUCGAAACCUAAGUAAAUUGAGGGUCCUUAUCCUAAAUGACAAUCUCAUCCCCAUGCUUCCCACCAAUUUAUUUAAGUCUGUGUCCUUAACCCACUUGGACUUGCGGGGGAACCGCCUCAAAGUCCUUUCGUACCGCGGGAUGUUGGACCACAUUGGCAGGAGCCUGAUGGAGAUCCAGCUGGAGGAGAACCCGUGGAACUGUACGUGCGAGAUUGUGCAGCUCAAGAGCUGGCUGGAGCGCAUCCCCUACACCGCUCUGGUGGGGGACAUCACCUGCGAGACCCCCUUCCACUUCCACGGGAAGGACCUCCGGGAAAUCAAGAGAAGCAAGCUCUGCCCCAUGCUGUCCGACUCCGAGGUGGAAGCCAGCCUGGGCAUCCCUCAGCUGUCCUCCAGCAAGGAGAACGCGUGGCCUACGAAGCCUUCCUCCAUGCUGUCCUCCUUCCAUUUCACCGCUUCCUCUGUUGAGUACAAAACGUCCAACAAGCAGCCCAAGCCCACCAAGCAGCCCCGGGCGCCCCGGCCUCCCCCGACCCCCCGUGGCCUGUACCCCGGGCCCAACCAACCGCCCGUGGCUGCCUACCAGACCCGGCCCCCCAUCCCCAUCAUCUGCCCCACCGGCUGCUCUUGCAGUUUGCACAUCAACGACCUGGGCCUGACGGUCAACUGCAAGGAGCGGGGAUUCCACAACAUCUCCGAGCUCCUGCCCAGGCCCUUGAAUGCCAAGAAGCUGUACCUGAGCGGGAAUUUGAUCCAGAAAAUCUACCGCUCCGAUUUCUGGAAUUUUUCCUCCUUGGAUCUCUUACACCUGGGGAACAACCGGAUCUCCUACGUGCAGGACGGGGCGUUCAUCAACCUGCCGAACCUCAAGAGCCUGUACCUGAACGGGAACGACAUCGAGCGGCUCACCCCGGGCAUGUUCCGGGGCCUGCAGAGUUUGCAUUACCUGUACUUCGAGUACAACCUGAUCAGGGAAAUCCAGCCGGCGGCCUUCAGCCUCAUGCCCAACCUGAAGCUCCUCUUCCUCAACGACAACCUGCUCCGCACGCUGCCCACCGACGCCUUCGCCGGCACCUCCCUGGCGCGCCUCAACCUGCGCAACAACCACUUCCUGGCGCUGCCGGUGGCCGGGGUGCUGGAGCACCUACACGCCAUCGUGCAGAUCGACCUGAAGCUCAACCCCUGGGACUGCACCUGCGAGCUGGUGCCGCUGAAGCAGUGGCUGGAGGCGCUCAGCUCCGUCAGCGUGGUGGGCGAGGUGCUGUGCGCCAGCCCCGAGCCGCUGGCCCGCCGCGACCUGCGCUCGCUGGAGCUGGCCGCGCUGUGCCCCGCCGCCCUGCGCCCCGCCGCCGCCGCCGCCGCCUCGCCCCCCGCCGCCGCCCCGCCGCCGCCCUCCGCCACCGGCGCGGCCGCCUACGAGCUGCCCCCGGCCGCCGCGGCCGCGGCCGUGCCGCUCUCCGUGCUCAUCCUCAGCCUCCUCGUCCUCUUCUUCUCCGCCGUGCUGGUGGCCGCCGGGCUCUUCGCCUUCGUGCUGCGCCGCCGCCGGCGGAAGCUGCCGUUCCGCGGCCCGCGGGCGGAGGCGGCGGACCUGGGCGCGGUGCCGCUGCGCUGCCCGCGGCUCUUCCCCGAGGGCGGCGGCGGCGGCGGCGGCGGGGGCGGCGGCGGCGGCGGGGGGGGCCCCGGGGAGCGGUCCCCGGAGAAGGCGCCCCCGGCGGGCCACGUCUACGACUACAUCCCGCACCCGGUGACCCAGAUGUGCAACAACCCCAUCUACAAGCCGCGCGAGGAGGAAGAGGCGGCGGGCGGCGGCGGCGAGGCGGCCGAGCUGCUGCGGGGCGGCGGCGAGCGCGGCUUCGCCCACCCCGCCGCCCCCGCCGCCGCGCCGGAGCCGGGCAGCAGCUACCGCACCUUGCUGGAGAAGGAGCAGGAGUGGAGCCUGGCCGUGUCCAGCUCGCAGCUCAACACCAUCGUGGCCGUGCACCCCCAGCACCCCGCGGGCGGAGGGCUGGCGGCGGGCGCGCUCGGGGCGGCGGCGGCGGCGGCGGGGGGAGCCCCGCGGGACCGCGACCGCCCGCCGCCCUGCGCCGUGGGGUUCGUGGACUGCCUGUACGGCACCGUGCCCAAGCUGAAGGAACUGCACGUCCACCCCCCCGGCAUGCAAUACCCGGACCUGCAGCAGGACGCCAGGCUGAAGGAGACCCUGCUCUUCGCGGCCGGCAAGGGCUUCCCGGACCACCAAACCCCCACAAGCGAAUACCUCGAGUUAAGGGCCAAACUCCAAACCAAGCCGGAUUACCUCGAAGUCCUGGAGAAGACCACGUACCGGUUCUGACCGCCGCCCCGCCGCCCGCCCGGCCCCGCCGCCCGCGAGCAGAGGAUACAGCUGUGCGCUCUGCCCCGCCAGAUGUGCGCGCUGCGGGGCAGGGCCCUUCUCAGAUCAGUAAUCGACGAAGUGCCUUCGCAGACUUUUGCCAGCAGAUGUUAAUCAAUCAUUAUUUUUUAUACUGAAACUGAGACUUUGACUGUGCCAUGUCUAAAGGUAUAUUAUUAUAAUAUUAUUAUUAUUAUUAUUAUCGGGGAUCUUUGUAUUGAUCCUGAUUGAGUAAAAUCUAUGUGUGUCUCUUUCUCUCUUUUUUCUUUUCCUUUUCCUUUUAUUUUCUUUAUUCUUGUUGUUUGUUUUGUCCGUUGUUUGUUUUUUUUUUCCCUUUUUUUUUCUAUUUUUCCGUUGGCAGUAAACUUCCUUGAUAUUUUCCCUUGGAGGGGAGGGGGAGGGAAGAUGGCAUUUUCUGGCCUGCUUUCUUCUUGCCCAUCCUGGCACAGAUUCUGUACAUUUAUUUAAAAGAGGAAAAAAAAAAUAAUGCAAAGAAGCAAACGAGCGCAGUUUGCUGCAUGCCUGGAAACUGCAAGAGGGAAGGGAGGGGAGGGUCUUGCUCGAAUGUCUCACUCUUGUCUCUCUCCCUCCCUCGCACGCACACUCCUCACCCUCACCCUCACCCUCCACACACCCCCCCGCCAGCCCGGCCCCUCCAGGGGGGCUCGGGGGCCGCGGGGGGAAUCCCGGGGGCAGUCCCGGGGGCUGGGGGAAGCCACCCGGAGCCGAGCAGCCCCAAGGAUGUCACCACGUGGCGCACACACCUAGGGGAUGCUCAGUGACACUUCAUCAUGACGCCAUAGUUUUUUUUUUGGAGGGCAUCCGCACUUUCCUAAUAAAAGCGACAUGCAAAUAUACAGAGAAAAAAAGAAAAAAAAAAAAAGGAAAAAAAAUCAAAAGCUAAUGGGCACCUCUCACUAACAGCUUUGUAGGAAGCACUUUUAAUGUUUUCUCUCAUGCACCCAUACACGCACACACGCACACACACAGAAAGGUACAACAAUGUGCAUAUAUUUAUUCUGUAAUUUCAAGUGAAUAUAAAUUGUAAAGGUAAUGUUAAAUCAUUGUACAGUGAUGCGUCUGGUAUAGCUUUCCUAAUAAAACGUUUUGAAAAAAAUUGCAUAUAUAUAUAUAUAUAUACACCCCCAAAUAUAUAUAUAUAUAUAGGAAUACAAAGCUUGAACCUGAAACUUCAGCUUCCUCCACAGAGAUUUUCUUCCCCCCAUAACCUUGAACGCUAUUUUAUUAAUAACAGUUCGAUGCACUGUGAUGUUAACAGAGGAAAAAAAAAAAACCCUGUACAGCGUCUCUUGCCAAGAUACCACCCGAGACUGUCACAAAUCCGAUUUGCGAUCUGUAUCCCUGCCGCACUGUCCUGACAGUUAAAAAUAUCGGGAAAAUUGGGAGCGCAUCCCGCCGGAGCGCUGCUUCCCGGCCUGCUGGAGGCACCGGGAGGCAUCGCAGGGAUGUUGCCGGUGCUGGCAGCGGGGUGAGCACUCAGAGAGCUCCCACCCCUCCGGAUUAAACCGCAUGUCCAGUUAGGAAUGGGGGGAUGCGAUCUGGGAAAGCAGAGCAUCCAUCCCAGCGGCCGUGCCGCUCUUCUCCCUCUCCCGCUGCAGCCGGAGGGAGACCAAAGACCAUGGGAUUUCCCUGCCCGGGCGGGUCCCGGUUGGUAUCUUGUCCGCGUUGGUGUCUUGUCCCCGGCGGUGUCCCUGUGUCCCGGCGGUGUCCCUGUGUCCGGCGGUGUCCCUGUGUCCGGCGGUGUCCCUCUGUCCGGCGGUGUCCCUCUGUCCCGCCGCUCUUGUGUCCCGCGGGCCCGGAGCGCGGCCCCUCGCCGCCGCCAGGUGGCGCCCCAGCCCCAGCGCUGAGGGGCGGCGGCGGGGCCGGAGCGCCCGGGCUCGAUCCCGGGCUCGAUCCCGGGAUUGAUCCCAGGAUUGAUCCCAGGAUUGAUCCCGAGAUUGAUCCUGGGCUCGAUCCUGGAUUCCAUCCCGGCCUGGAGCAGCUCCCGACGCCGCUCCCUGUCCCCGUCCGCCCCGCCGAAUGAACCCGCGGGCGCCUUAUCCCGGGGCGGGCAGGGCCGCCAAGGGCAGCCCCCACAGCCGGGCGCUGCCCUCAGGGCCUCCGGAGAGCGGCGUUUAUCCAGAAAUACCCAAUGUGUCCAUCAGCACCAUGUGUCCGAACAGCGGUCAGGGUGGUUUGUCCAGGUGAAUCGAGGUUAUUCCCCCAAAGGUGCUGCUGGGAGCGUUCCUGCCGCUGUCCCGAGGGGACCGGGGUGUGUCACCUCCUGGCAAAGGGUCACAGUGCCAAGGUCACCCUCCCCACCAUCAGCCCUCUUUCCUUGGGGAACAGCUCGGAUUCACCCGGCACAAUGUGUUUUAACAGAGAUAAACGCAUAAAUACUUGUUCUCCCCACAAUGUUGCUAUUUACAGCUCUGGGCAGGAUGCUCAUGGUGAGCCUUUUCUCUUGGAGAGUCGUUUCCCCAGCCUUGGCAGGAGCUGUGUGUGUCUGGAGAUGGAGGGACAGCUCCAAACCUCUGUAAAUCUGGCAUCACCCUCCAUGCCAUCAGUAAAGAUAUUACACAUUGCAAUUUCCUCUGUUGAGUUGAGAUUGUGUUUCCUCACUGCUGCCUUCAGCUCGGACCCGUUGGGGUUUGCUCAUUUGUUUGUUUCGCUGAGUUUUUAAUAGAUAGUGGAAGAGCAUGCACGUGCUAAGAGUAUUAAACAUGCAAGUGCAAAGGCCAGAUCCUUCUUAUCAUAAUUGUAAUAAUUACAUUGAUAAGCCUACAUGCAAGUGAUGCGUGGAGCUGUAUAAAUCAGGUUAAAGUACAACCCCCAGUGAGAGUGGUGCUGUAUACAUUUGGCAAUGUCCUCAAAGCCCCAAGUGUUCAUACUUGUAUCCAAAUAGAGUAAAGCCAGUUGCAAAUAAUGUUUAUAUUUUAAUUAAACUGCAGAAAGGCAAGAGAAUUUCAUCCUUACUAUAGGCAGUAAUCUCGCCCGUGGAUGGUGAGCAGAUCUGUUUAUUCAGUGGAAAUAAAUUUGUUCUAUGAGAAUGGAAUUUUGUAUUAAAAGAGAUAAUUUUUGGCUUA